Dothidotthia symphoricarpi CBS 119687 is the source of this 739-nucleotide messenger RNA. RefSeq lists its product as uncharacterized. The record is from RefSeq and is a predicted model, not a curated record. The coding region runs from base 105 to 641 and encodes 178 amino acids. Lineage: Eukaryota; Fungi; Ascomycota; Dothideomycetes; Pleosporales; Dothidotthiaceae. The transcript has a single exon.
UGACCGCGGCAAUCGCUGGCACUGCAGAGCAUGUUUGAGUUCUAUCUGGAAAAGGCAGCAUCUGUUCAAAAGAAGAAGGGGAUACCGACAUUCCUCAACGCUGUAUGAUUCAAGUCAAGAAAAGAGUUUUCCUCUGCAUAAUCGAUCAAGUUUACUAUUUAGAAUGCCUGGUAGUCCUCUGUCACAAAGGAAAGAAAAAAGUAUCUCUUCUUGCGGAAAUUACUGCGAGGACUGGGCUGUCACUUGCCCAGAACACAGCUUGGUUAUACCAUGCACGUAGCGCUACUAAGGUAAACGCUUUCCAAUUCUUGCUGCCUGAUUGUAUCGAACACACUGCGCGCAACAGCUCUAUCAUGACUCAGUAUCAAAUGGGUGUCACUCACCUUGAGCUCCGCCUGCGAUCUACCAGUUACUUGAAAUAUCCCAGUCACACUACAUGCCUCGAGCUGAAUCCCAAUCCGCCCUGUAGUCUAGACAUAAUGAUCUGCCUUGUCCAUCGACGUUGCAUUGCUCGCAAGGGUUAUUCGACACCGUUUUUCGCCCGGCUAUCGGCGCCACAUCUCAGCCGCUUCGGGAAAUGUACGACGCACGGGACUGUCAGCCCGCAGAGGAUUAGUAGGAUUCUGUGGAAUUGCAACUAGCUUCUGGAUACGUUCAAGUUGCACAUGCAAGUCGUCUUCUUGCAGGCAACUCGACACGGUAUCUGGUCUCCAGCGACUUUCUUUGUUCAGUGUGCGAA